Molecule: messenger RNA, 4214 nt
Organism: Pocillopora verrucosa
Lineage: Eukaryota; Metazoa; Cnidaria; Anthozoa; Scleractinia; Pocilloporidae
Product: protein FAM135A
Source: RefSeq, a predicted model, not a curated record
AACGACCAACAAGAUGGCGGCCGGAGGGUAAAUGUGUGACAGCAAUCUCAAGGCAUUAAAUUGUGCGGAAGAUUAGGAUAUCAACAACGAUGUAGGACACUGCCUUGAUAAAUAAUUUUAGUUGAAGUUGUUACUCUUUUGAAGAACUCACUAUGUCCGGGGAUUUACAAGCAACGAUAGAAUUCGCCGUCGAAUUUUCCACGUUUCACAACAUCGAUCUCUUUCAGCGAGGGUAUUACCAUAUUCGUUGUACUCUUAAACCUCCCGUGAAGGCAGCAGCAAGUGUGGAGGUAGAAAAAAGGCUUGAUACUGUGUCAGACAGCCAAGAGGCAGAAUACCAAUUUGGGGCAACCAUCAACUCUUCUGGGCAGACAGCCAUCUCAAAAACAUUCCAAAUUCUUUACAGAAAUGAGUCUGUGGUGUUGAAUGAUUCCUUUGUUUUUCGUCUCCAUUUGUUGGUGGACAGUGACAAGAUUGUCCAGGAAAUUGACCAAGGAGAUUAUCAAAUGUCAGUGGAACUGUUUUUCUCAGACUCGGACUAUGGAGUUGACUCAGUUGAAUCUCUUACAAAUGUAAGCACCCAAACAUUAAAACUGCACAUGUCCUGUGUGAAAGGUCUGCAUCACCAUGUGCCGAUCUUGUUUGACUAUUAUCACUUUGCUGUCAUCGACACAACAAUUCAUGCCACAGUAACAGCACUUGGUCUUCCUGAUCACAGCAUUGUUAGACCUGUGAAAAACAACUGGCUUGGCAAACCACCUUCAAAUAUGAGAGUAUCAACACCAGCUUUCUAUGUUGUACUCUUCAGUAACAAGGCUUUAGCACCUCAGAGUUCUAAAACAUCACUUGUGGAGAAGCAGCUGCAGUUUGCUUAUGACACACACAGGUCAUUGUGCAGCACUUUGUUAUCUGCCCAAGUGAAUUUGUUAGCUUAUUUCCAAUGCUUGAGUGAGCUGCUUCCAGAUAAUCAAAGAAUGGAUAUUGGAAUUGUCGACUUUGGUGAAAAGCUUGAUGUGCUUUGUAGGGCAGUAGAGGGAACAGUUGGGUGUGAGGAAACAUUUUCUCAAGUUUGUAGUGACCUCAAUAACCUUAGCUCUGAACUUUCCUUAGUAUGGUCACAGUUUCUUGAGUUCUUCAGCCUCAACAAAGCUAUUUUACCAUUCAUGAGGAAAGAACACCAUAAACAUCGGCUCUCUCACUUUUCUGAAGCAUUUUUCAUCAAGGAGUAUCCAUGGAAUGAACUUCAAAAUACACCACAUUUCUUGUAUCAACAGCAGCAAAGCUUGGCUCAGAGUGUGAAGACUUCUCGUUAUUACCAGAGUAUUCCUCCAGUGCAAGUCGAGUGUCCCCUGUUAGAUGGAGAUACCUCUUCUACUCCAAUUAUAUUCGAAGAUAAGUUUAGUUUUUUGGAGCCCAGAGAACCAGAUUUUCCCAGAAACCCAGAGAUGAAAGAAAUAUUUUUUACAGUUGGUUUGGAUGAGACUGAUGAUAUCACGGAUGAAAGUUUUCUGGUAAUCAAUGGUCAAGAUUCUGAUGAAGCCGAAAAGAACGGCGCAGCGUCGAAAACAGUUUCAGAAGAGAGCGUGCACCAACCAGAGAUACAGCAAGGCGAUCCUAGCAGUGCAACAGAGAAGGCACUUGACAAAGAAACGGAUUUAACUGAAGGCAUAGGCGAAGUAGAUAGCACCGCUGCUCUGGAUGAUAUUGACAUUGCUUUAAAUGGCGAGAUUGACGAUACACCUAACGGAAAUUCUAAUUUAGCCGAAGAUUUGUCGUCGUUUUUAAGUAAUUCGGAAAGCACUCAACCGCUCAUAGCCGAAGAUAGUAACAUUUCUGAUAAUGAAACGCAGUCUGAUGAUAAAGAUAUUGAAGUUGAAAGAACUUGUGAUGUAAAAUCUUCUGAAGGUGAUGAGGAACAAAAGGAAUUGGCCUCUGAUAAUGAAGAGUCGGAAUUUUUAGACGCUGCAGCAAUAAAUGGCAUUGAAAUGUCACCUAGUGCUACAACUGACGUUGAGAAUUCUGAUCCGUCAGAUGACAUCGAUAGUCCUUCGGAAAACGCACCAGAAAAACAAACCGAAAAGGAAACCAAAGCGCACAGCGAUGCCGAGUCAGCACUCGUAAGUAAUGAUACUGCCAAAGAAUCUGUUGAAAUCACAGACAGCUCGAAUGAGGAAAAUUCCGAAGAUCCUGAGUUACAAUUUAUUGCUAAUGGCUCCCAGGAUGAGUUAGUCUCCUCGUCAACAACCGAAACUGCAGCAGACUCGAGUAAUUACGAAACGCCGAUGUCUUCCGAGGCGUCCACGAGUGCAACUUCGGGAAGCCAAUCCAACGUCGUGACCGAACAACCGAACGUUAAUGGGGUUUCGUCUCGUAACUCGGUGACUGUCACCGAUAGCGCGCCAACCGCACCAACAAGGAAAAACAAAAAGAAAAGCGUCCCUAAAGGACUUUCUUCGAGCUCGUUGGGAGGUUGUUUUCCUUUGGCUUGCGCGGGAAACACAUCGCCUGCAUUUACUUUGUCACGAGGAGAUUCUGUGUACGGAGGCAGCGUGAGGUCGAGGUUUGAAAUAGCGAAAAGAUCAGUGAAACGCAGUCUAAACUACGCCUGUCAAGUAUACAGUGACCGCCAAUUGGUAGGAAUUCGUGAGCCAUAUUUUAGCGCUGAGGCGCCUGAAGGCAUUGAGACGCAUUUGAUCGUUUGUGUACAUGGAUUGGACGGUAACAGCGGGGAUCUUCGCCUUGUACGUUGUUACUUGGAAAUGGCCCUUCCUUCUACACGACUGGACUUUCUCAUGUCGGAAAUCAACCAGCCUGACACUUUUGUGACGUUUGAAGAAAUGACUGAGAAGCUGGUUCAAGAAAUAACGCAUCAUAUUGAGGCCUAUAAUCUCUUCCCCACGAAAAUCAGUUUUGUAGGUCAUUCUUUAGGGAACAUUAUCAUCCGGUCCGCUCUCGGCCACCCUGAAUUGAGGCCCUUCCUGGACAAGAUCCACACGUUUUUGUCCCUUUCGGGUCCUCAUUUGGGAAUGCUAUACCCAACAAGUUCUCUUGUCAGCACUGGCUUGUGGUUCAUGCAAAAGUGGAAGAAGUCCGAUUCGUUGUUACAGUUGUCAUUACACGAUCAUGCUGACCCACGACAAACGUUUAUUUAUCGACUCAGUCAAUCAGAAGGCCUUCGGUACUUCAAAAAUAUUCUUCUGGUUAGCUCGGUACAAGACCAUUAUGUUCCAUAUCACUCGGCCAGGAUAGAGAGUUGUCGAGGAGCCAUGAGAGAUAACUCGGAUGUCGCUGUGGCCUACAGAGAGAUGAUAGACAAUCUUCUGAAACCACUGGAAGGAAGGAAAGAUAUGAACCUUAUCCGUUACAGUGUUUAUCACAAUCUUCCAAGUUCAGCGAAUUCGUUUAUUGGCCGAGCUGCUCACAUAGCGAUGCUCGAUUCUGAACUUUUUAUCGAGAAGUUGCUGUUAGUUUCUGCGUUAGAUUACUUUAGAUAGGUAAACGUUUGAAUAGUGCUAGAAAUGCAGUCUCGCGCAAGUAAUCCUGUCCUGAGAAAAUGUUAUGAAGUCUUUUUUUAUGACAACUAGUGAUGUAAGCCUUGUGAGCCAAAGUUGUAAGACGUUCGUGUUAUGCCGAAAACUUUCGGUACAUUUUCGGCAACCUUUCGAAACGCGCACGAAAAGUUUACGACGGUAAUCACUGAACCCGGAAGAAUGAUAAGAAAUUCACGAAGUUGCCAUCGGCAACAGCAAUUGUACUUGCGCUCAACUUGUUUUACGGUACCAUGGGAAUUGGUGUUGCCUUGAGGAGAGGAAAAAACGAAAUUGAUGGCAAAAUAUUUAGACGAGAAUGGUUAGUUAAUUCUGACAUUUAAGUCUUUUUGGAUGCAUUUAGGGUGUUUUGAUGCUAGAUAAGUUGAAUUAUGAUAUAGUAUAGGUUCAAUUUAAUUUGAUUAAUGUGUAAUCGGUAGUAAUAGCGUAUCUACUCGUAUUAGAAUUUUGUAUGGCUAUCAGCGAGAGAAUUCAGGAAAAUCCUUUGUACCUUUUGUUUGAGUUCCAAGUUUCUGAUUAUGUGGUCUUCGGUCUUCUCCAGAGAGAGAUCUAUUUGAAAGUAAUUAUUGAAAAUUGGCAUUUUCUUCCCAUCUUUUGAGCACAUGAAUCUAGCUUUUUUUCUCCAUUAGAAAUCUCUUCCUCGGUGUUUUUCCUCUCUGCACGCCU